Molecule: messenger RNA, 588 nt
Organism: Eucalyptus grandis
Lineage: Eukaryota; Viridiplantae; Streptophyta; Magnoliopsida; Myrtales; Myrtaceae
Product: EG45-like domain containing protein
Exons: 3
Coding region: 27-464 (145 amino acids)
Source: RefSeq, a predicted model, not a curated record
UUGGCCUCGCAGAUUUUUUCUGAGCAAUGAAGCCCUCCGGCAUUAGAACGUCACUUCUAUUUCUUUCUCUACUCGCCUUUCUUCUGUUGGCUAUGCAGCCUCGUCUCUCUCGUGCCGACGUCGGCACUGCUGCUCACUAUAGUCCUCCAUACACGCCGACCGCGUGUUUCGGCAAUGACCCAUCGCAGUUCCCAUCGAGCAACCUCUUUGCGGCGGCAGGAGAAGGGAUAUGGGACAAUGGAGCGUCGUGCGGGAGGCAGUACCUAGUGCGGUGCAUCAGCGCCUCUGUCUCUGGAACUUGCAUUCCCAGCCAGACUAUCCAAGUCCGAAUUGUCGACCGUGCACAAUCCUCAUCCUCACCUCCCUCAAGUAAAGGCGCGACCAUCGUCCUCUCAACGACUGCGUUCGGCACGAUUGCAAAGUCGUCUGCCGCAGCCGUCAAUGUCGAGUACCAGCAGGUAUGAAGGUAGAAAAUAUUCAGCGAUUUGUUAGUACCACGUCAGCAGCAGAUGCCCACUCAGGCAUUCUCAACUCAACUCACAACUACUAAAGUUGACAAGUGCGUGCUGAUGUGGAAUGGAAUAAAAA